Apiotrichum porosum is the source of this 1074-nucleotide messenger RNA. RefSeq lists its product as uncharacterized. Gene Ontology annotation, cellular component: chromosome, centromeric region; nucleus. NCBI's taxonomy places the organism in Eukaryota, Fungi, Basidiomycota, Tremellomycetes, Trichosporonales, Trichosporonaceae. Gene Ontology annotation, biological process: mitotic cell cycle; kinetochore assembly; protein localization to kinetochore. Bases 1 to 1074 code for a protein of 357 amino acids. The record is from RefSeq and is a predicted model, not a curated record. The transcript is spliced from 3 exons.
AUGCCGCCGCGUAAAUCCAUCUCGAGGGCUCGACCCUCACGCGCCGUGGAUGAACCUGUCGAGGCCCCCCGAAGCACCGAUGCUGUCGAGCCUUCGUCGAGCAGCCAUGCCCAACAACAAUCGCAGCCACAGCCGACCGCGUCCACCUCAAAAGUCACGCUCGAUAUGCCGCCCAUUGAUGUGCCAGAGGACAUUGUCUGGGAGUACGAAGCGGCACCAAAGGAGCCUCAAGUGUUGACAGAGGAGGAUAAGGAGCGGAUAGUGCACGAGCUCAUGAACUUUUCCCCGUUCAACAUUCUCCACGACAUCUCGGAACACGCUCGCGGCCUGAUCUAUCCGACUGUCGCGUCCGUCGAGGGCUGGGCGCGCGCGAUGGCCGGCGGGAGGGAGGAACACGACCGUGAAGUCGACACGGGAUCGCACGCCCUGGAGACAUUACUUGAGAGCUACGUCGACCGCGCGUUUGACAUUUUCACCGCGUACGCACUGAGGAACGUAUUCAAGGUGCCGGCGGGCGUCGAGCCAGUCAUGCCAUGGCACUCUGGCAUCGACUUUGACCGGGCCAAAUUCGUCACCACGUUACCGGGCGGCGAAGCCACCCUCGCGGACCGCCUCACCUCCCUGCGCGACCAGGUCGAGCAGGCGCGUCUCGUGCGGCACCGCCUGGCCCUCGCCGAGGCCGAGCUCGACCGCCGACUGGAGAUCGCAGCGCACCGCCGCGCCGAGGUGGGAUUCGUGCAUGACGGCGUCCAGGCGGCCGGGCUCGCUCCCUUGCCUACAAACGCGCAGGCCAUGACUGCGGCUCUGAUGGGGCUGCACGACAGGAUCAAGGACGUCGAUGUGCCCAUGGGUGUUGGCGUUGGAGCAGCGGCGGCUGUGAGCGGUGGUGGGGUGGGAGGUGGCGACGGAACGGGAGGCAAGUGGGAGGCAGGCCGCCAGGCGUACCUCUCCUGGGCGGUGGACAAGGCGCUGGCAAAGGGCGUAGGGGACGGUGCGCUCGAUGGGGCCGAGCGCGCGGCCAAGGCGGUGGGCAGUGUCGGCGACAUGGACGCGCUUGCGCGGGUUGUACAGUAA